GAGCAGCGCCGCUGCGGGGGCUGCGGGCGGCGUACCUCGCCUGUGGGGCCGCGUCCGCGGCCGCCUGGGCCGCGUGCGCGGUCGGGGCCCUGGCCACCUACAAGCCCCACCGCGUGGUGCACAACGCCAUCGGGGUGCUACAGGCUCUCACGGCUCUGCCCCUGCUCCUGGCCUGCGCGUCCGCGCUCGCGGACGCCGCGGGCGCGGGUUGGGCCGGCCUCUCCGAGCCAGACGCGCGACGGCUGAACCUCGGCUUGGCGUCAGCGUCGCUGUGGUGCGCCGUCGCCGCCGCCUGCGCCCCGGCGCUGACGGCCGCGGUCGUGCGCACGAGCGACCCCGUGCGUUACCCCGCGCCGCUCCUGGCGCUGGCCGUCUCCGCGCACUCGGGCACCGCCGCCGUCUGCCUGUGGGCCUGGAGGGGCUCCCUGCUGCGGGGCGGCUCGCGCGCCACGCCUGGGCGCGUCGCCUGCGGCGUGCUCGGCUCGGCCUGGCGACUGGCGCCGCGCAGGCCCACGGACGACCCGGACGCCGCGGCCCCGGGCGCCAACGAGUACGCGUUCCUCGCCGCGGCCUUCGGCACCUUCGGCGCCCUCGCCCUCUUCAGCCCCUUCCCCCUCGCCACGCUGCCGAGCCUGCUCGGCAAGCGCAUGGCGCGGGCCUUCGGCGCGUGGUGCCUGCUCGCGUGUGUGGCGUCGUACGUGCUGAAGGGCCGCUCGGAGGCUCAGGGCGGCCCUGGCCAGCCCCCGGCGGCGGCCUGCGGGUGCCCCCCGCGGAGGCUGGAGCGCGGGCUCCUGUGGAUGGCCGCGCUGCACCUCGCGCUGCUCCUGGCGCGCUCCCUCCUCGAGACCGCGGACGUGUACCCCGCGGCCGCCGCGUGCGUGCCGGCCACCGCCGCGUGCGCGCUGACCUACGCCCUCGCCGCGGCCACGGCCUGGCGGGGCCUCGCGGGCGGGCGGGCGCCGGCCCCUGCGGGCGGCACUUCUGGCAGCGCCGCGUGA
Messenger RNA from Prorocentrum cordatum, 998 nucleotides. The record is from the annotation of a GenBank genome assembly. Lineage: Eukaryota; Dinophyceae; Prorocentrales; Prorocentraceae.